Haliaeetus leucocephalus (bald eagle) is the source of this 2167-nucleotide messenger RNA. RefSeq names its product zinc finger and BTB domain containing 16 (gene ZBTB16). The coding region runs from base 65 to 2086 and encodes 673 amino acids. The record is from RefSeq and is a predicted model, not a curated record. Gene Ontology annotation, molecular function: protein binding. The transcript is spliced from 6 exons. Gene Ontology annotation, cellular component: nucleus. NCBI's taxonomy places the organism in Eukaryota, Metazoa, Chordata, Aves, Accipitriformes, Accipitridae.
CACAAAGCUAGUCCCAGAUUUGAGCGACGGCGAGGCACCCUGAUGAGUGAGCCUCGGGAGCGCAAUGGAUUUGACUAAGAUGGGCAUGAUCCAGCUGCAGAACCCCUGCCACCCCACCGGGCUGCUGCACAAAGCCAACCAGAUGCGCCUGGCAGGGACGCUGUGCGACGUGGUCAUCAUGGUGGACAGCCAGGAGUUCCACGCGCACCGGACGGUGCUGGCCUGCACCAGCAAGAUGUUCGAGAUCCUCUUCCACCGCAACAGCCAGCAUUACACCCUGGACUUCCUCUCGCCAAAGACGUUCCAGCAGAUCCUGGAGUACGCGUACACCGCCACCCUGCAGGCCAAGGUUGAAGACUUGGACGACCUGCUCUACGCCGCCGAGAUCCUGGAGAUCGAGUACCUGGAGGAGCAGUGCCUGAAGAUCCUGGAGACCAUCCAGGCCUCCGAGGACAAUGACGCCGAGGUCACCAUGGCCGACGGAGGCGCCGCCGCCGAGGAAGAGGAGGAGAGGAAGUCGAGGUACAUCAAGGGCCUCUUCGUCUCCAAGCCCGCCGGCGAGGAGAGCGGCUACGCCGGUGCGGCUGGCCAGAGCCUGCCGGCGGCCGCGGCGGACCAGAGCCCCUCCGCUUCCGCUUCUUUUGGCCCCCUCUCCGCCAUGAGCCCCACCAAGGCGGCGGUGGACAGCUUGAUGACCAUCGGGCAGUCGCUGUUGCAGGGUGCCCUGCCGCCUGGCGCCCCCGAGGACUCGCGCCCCGCCGCCGCCCGCCGCCCCCCCGGCCUCGCCGAGGUCAAAACCGAAGCGAUGCAGGUGGACGACGCCUCCAGCCGCAACAGCCCCCAGACGGCCGAGCCCGGCGCCUCCGGCGGGGAGAAACCUGACGAGAAGGGCAAGGAAGGGCCCGGCACCCCGACCCGCGGCAGCGUCAUCACCAGCGCCCGCGAACUGCACUAUGCCCGCGAGGAGGGCGCCGAGCCGCCGCCCGAGCCCGGCCAGGGGCUGCCGCUGGGGCCGGAGCCGUCCGCCGCCGCCGCUGCCCAGGGCGACAAGCCCCUGGGCAUCUAUUCCUUGCUGCCGAACCACAAGACUGAGCCGGUGCUCGGCGUGCCGCCCUCCGUGGCGUCCGCCCUGCACGUGCAGCCAGCCCUGGCCGUCUCUAUGGACUUCAGCGCCUACGGGGGGCUGCUGCCCCAGGGCUUCAUCCAGCGGGAGCUGUUCAGCAAGCUGGGGGAGCUGGCGGCCGGCAUGAAGACGGAGAGCAGAGCCCUGGGCGAGCAGUGCAGCGUGUGCGGGGCAGAGCUGCCGGACAACGAGACCCUCGAGCAGCACAGGAAGCUGCACAGCGGGAUGAAGACUUACGGAUGCGAGCUGUGCGGGAAGCGGUUCCUGGACAGCUUGCGGCUGCGAAUGCACUUACUGGCUCACUCAGCGGGCGCCAAAGCCCUGGUGUGCGAUCAGUGCGGCGCCCAGUUCUCGAAGGAAGACGCCCUGGAGACGCACAGGCAGACGCACACCGGUACGGACAUGGCCGUUUUCUGCCUGCUGUGCGGCAAGCGGUUCCAGACGCAGAGCGCCUUGCAGCAGCACAUGGAGGUGCACGCCGGGGUGCGCAGCUACAUCUGCAGUGAGUGCAACCGCACCUUCCCCAGCCACACCGCACUCAAGAGGCACCUCCGCUCCCACACAGGUGACCACCCCUACGAGUGUGAGUUCUGCGGCAGCUGCUUCCGGGACGAGAGCACGCUGAAGGGCCACAAGCGCAUCCACACCGGCGAGAAGCCCUACGAGUGCAACGGCUGCGGCAAGAAGUUCAGCCUCAAGCACCAGCUGGAGACCCACUACCGGGUCCACACGGGCGAGAAGCCCUUCGAGUGCAAGCUGUGCCACCAGCGCUCCCGGGACUACUCGGCCAUGAUCAAACACCUUCGGACCCACAACGGCGCUUCCCCCUACCAGUGCACCAUUUGCCUGGAGUACUGCCCCAGCCUCUCCGCCAUGCAGAAGCACAUGAAGGGCCACAAGCCGGAGGAGAUCCCCACCGACUGGCGGAUAGAGAAGACCUAUCUUUACCUCUGCUACGUCUGAGGGAGGAGGCGCAGGGGCGGCGGGGCCGAGUGGCGGAGGACUGGGCAAAAAAAAAACCACCGAACCCGCAGCGUCCACGGC